AUGAGUUCUCUCUUCAACAGAAGCCAACCCAAGUUCUACGAGAACAGACGUGAAGUGGACAAUGCUGCUCUGCACCAGCUGUAUGGCGGCUGGGGCAAGGCCGUGAUGCACUUCGACAACCUCACUUCUGCCGACCAUCUGCGCCGGCUGACGUGUUCUGCUGAGCCUCCUGACGAUGACAGCGUCUCGACCUCCGUCGUCCUGCGCGUUGUCGGCGAGCUCCAGGCGCCGGUCGUGACGGAGGUUUCGUCUGCGGCGACGGCAGUGGAGCUGCGGUGUGAUGCCCAGGACCUGGAGGAGCACCUGCAGCUGUGCUGGUACCGCGGCUACCAGAGGCUCUUGUGUCAGGAAGAUUCGCCUGUACUCUCGAUAGGAAAUGUAUCGCUGUUUAUCACUGAGAACCUUUGCAACGUGGAACUGACGUGCAAAUAUCAGCUGAGGAAAGAUUAUGACGCACUGAAAGACCGAGUUAGUGACGUGCUCCAGAAGACGUUUGCAAACGCCGCAACAUCAUCAUACUCAGUGUGCCGAGACUUACCUGAGGAAGACAAUCUUGCUCUGGCUCAGCCUCCAGAUAAUGUUGCAGUCCCAUCAACACCAACUAUGGAAGCUGUGAUUUUGACCAGCGAAGCUCUUCUGAAGGGUCCGUCAUCUGAAAAUCUCGAGGAGUUUUCCGAUGUAGAAUCUUCAGUGUUCUUUGAUUGUUAUGAAACUCCUGAUGAGGAAAGUGAAGCCUCUGCGCAGUCUCGUGAUGUUGGUGGGUAUUGA
This is a messenger RNA of Hyalella azteca, 768 nucleotides long. RefSeq lists its product as uncharacterized. The transcript has 5 exons. The record is from RefSeq and is a predicted model, not a curated record. Lineage: Eukaryota; Metazoa; Arthropoda; Malacostraca; Amphipoda; Hyalellidae. Bases 1 to 768 code for a protein of 255 amino acids.